This is a messenger RNA of Danio aesculapii, 4461 nucleotides long. RefSeq names its product peroxisomal biogenesis factor 11 alpha (gene pex11a). The transcript is spliced from 3 exons. Gene Ontology annotation, biological process: peroxisome fission; regulation of peroxisome size. Gene Ontology annotation, cellular component: peroxisomal membrane. The coding region runs from base 340 to 1080 and encodes 246 amino acids. The record is from RefSeq and is a predicted model, not a curated record. Lineage: Eukaryota; Metazoa; Chordata; Actinopteri; Cypriniformes; Danionidae.
CACUGCCCGUCAUAAGCAGCUUUUUAUAGAGUCGUAAAUUUUGAAUCGCUUAUCAUUAUUUAGUUCGAAAUUACGAUCGCUUUUAUGAGCACAACAAAAUAAUAAUUUACUAAAAGGGUCUUGACGUUAGUUCGAUGGUUCCAACAGUGCGUCUUUGUACAGUGUGGUCCGUGAACUUUCACCUCUGUUCCUACAGUCGAUAAGGAUCGUGUGGAUCUGACAGAACACACGCUGAAAAUAUUCAUGGAUUAGUAUGAAUUGCGCUUUGGUGCUUUAGUUAUUUAUUCCCGAAAGAAUCGCGUUUGCACAGUUUUGUUUCACGGUAGUUGUUUCAGCCACAUGGAAACUUUCAUCAGCUUCACGAACCAAAGUCAAGGAAGGGAUCGCAUUUUCAGGGCAACACAAUAUGCAUGUGCUUUGGCGAAAUACCUUCUGAGAAAUGAAGCGAAAAGAAAAGAGCUGGCGAAAAAGCUGCAGUUGCUGGAGUCUAAUAUGAGCUCGGGGCGAAAGCUAUUCAGGCUUGGCAACACUGUAAACUCGGUCCAUGCUGCCAAGAGCACUCUUCAUAUUUCUGACCCUGUCCUGCGCUUCUGCCUGACUGUCGCCAAUCUCAACCGUGCCUUAUACUUCAUCUGUGACAACAUCCUCUGGGCAAGAAGCAUCGGCCUAAUCCGAGAUAUCGACAAGGAGCGCUGGAACUUGAAUUCCUCUCGCUUCUAUUUCCUGUCUUUGGUCAUGAAUCUGACCAGAGACGUCUAUGCGAUCAUCCAGCUAAUGGUCCAGAAGUCUCGAGACCGACGCUACCAGCAGAAAGCCGACCAGCACCUUAACGAAAGUCCGGAUGUGGCUUGUGUCAUUGUGCCUCAGCUCGACGCGUUUCUCUUUCUUCUCAUGGAGAGCCUCAGAAGUCAGCCGUCUGUGGCUUUGGAUACACUUAAAAAUGUUUGCGAUCUUUUCAUUCCACUUGACAAACUGGGUAUUUACCAGACCAAUGCAGGGGUGGUGGGCUUCUGUGGGCUGGUGUCCUCGCUUUUAGGCAUACUGACAGUCUUGAGGCCCACGCUUAAAAUAAAGCCAUGAUGUAGGAAAUAAGAAAAUACAUUAAAGUAAAAUCCUGGAGAUUUCCGAACAAACUUUUAGAUUAGUUAAAUGUUAAAUUAGACUAUUAAUAAAGGAUUAGAUUCUCCCUAAAAAAUUAAUUACGUGAUGAUUUACUCACUCCCAGGAUAUAUUUGUCUUGCUUUACUUAUUUGACAAGAAAUUUGGGAUUUUGGAAGAAAAAGUUAAAGUUUACUCUAUUUUAUCACCUUCAAGUGCUUCCAAACCUUCAUGCGUUUCGUUUUUCUGUUGAACACAAAAGAAGAUAUUUUGAAAAAUGUUAGAAACUGUUAAACACUGACGUUCAUACUAUAGAAGUCAAUUGUUGCUGGUUUUCAGGAUUUUUCAGAAUAUUUUCUUUGGCGUUCAAUGGAACUCAAAUUGAAACUCAAACAGGUUUGUGCAACGUUAAGGGGGACUAAAUUAUGGCAAAUGUCAUUUUUGUGUGAACUAACCCUUUAAUGAUGUUUCUCAACAUCUAAUGCAAGUGUAAGGGCUCAUUGGUCUUUUUUUUUUUUCAUACGUAAUCCAUAUUUAUGCAGCUUCAAAGCGUCCACAUGAGCACAGUUAAACAAUAGGGAAAUCAUCAGUCGUAUUCAGUGCCUAUGUAAUUUGAGAGGUUGCAGACUAAACUGCCAGCAUUUGUAUUUAAUAAGUAGAUCAUUUAUUUAUUUGUAUUUAUUGAAAUGACUGAUUGUUUGGUCAAAUGUGUUUAUGUGAAUUACUUUUGGAGCUGCCUUAAUAUGGAUUAUGGACUGUCAGAAAUGUCUGACGUGAACUUUGUUCACAUGCAAUCAAUGGAGAAACAAAGAUCUAUAAUUUUUUUUCUUAUUUUCCAUGGAUAAACAUAACAUCUGGGCAGCUAAAAGUGAUAUGCAUGACCUCAGCCAAUAAAUAAGUGUCUUUUGUGUAGUGAAAAAAAAUAAAUCCCCAUGAAAAUUAUGGAUUGUUUUGCCAUUUGUUGACUGGGGAGAUAUAGAUUCAUUUGAAGCUGUGUAAAUAAUGAUCCCGCAGGGCUGGUGUCCUGCAUAAUUUAGUUCCAACCCCAAUUAAAAACACCUAAACCAGCUUAUCAAGCUCUUUUUAGGUAUACUUGAAACUUCCAGGCAGGUGUGAUGGAGGAAGUUGGAGCUAAGCUAUGCAGGACACCGGCCCUCCAAUACAGAGUUUGAAAAACUCUGCAUUAGAUCAUAGAUCUCAAACUCAAUUCCCGGAGGGCCGCGCAGCUCUGCAUAGUUUUUCUCCAAGUCUGUUCAAACACAGCUGAUCCAACUAAUGAAGGUGUUCAUGACUUUAUUUGAACACCUCAAUUAUUUGGUUCAGCUGUGUUCGAUUAGGGUUGGAGCAAAACGGUGCAGAGCUGCAGCCCUCCAGGAAUUGAAUUUAAGACCCAUGCGUUAGAUGGGGAAAAGCCUAAAUUUAGAUUACAUCGAAUUAAUCCACAUCAAGCUAACAAAUAAUGGUUUUCCAUAGCAAAAAGUUUAAAAAUUUAUUGAAAAAUGUGCUACGUGGAUGCGAGAGAUUGUAAUCCUAAACACAUCACCAAGGUUUUUUUUAUGAAAAUGGCUGAUCAUUUCACUGUAGAUUACAUUGAUGCUGCCUAAAUAUGCAUUUUGGACCACCGUCAACCAGUGGUGUAGUCCUUAAAAAAAAAAAAAGGUGGUGUACUUUUACUCACCCAACCCAAAUUUUAAAAGUGGGCAAUGAAAGUCAAUGUUUCUUUGAUUCCUUAGCAAUAUAUAUUUAUUUAACAUAAGUUACCUGUAACUAUUGACUUCCACAGACGAAAAACAAGUCCUAUGGAAGUCAAUGGUUACAGGUUUCCAGCUUUAACAGAAUAAAAAAAAGACAAACCGGUUUGCACCAGGUAAAGGCUGAGUAAAUAAUUACAAUUUUCAUUUUUGGGGUGAACACUCCAUUUUAAAAUAUAAAAAAAUAAAAAUAUUGAAACAAAUUUGUUCAUUUUAAAGCGAGAUGCUAAUAGUGUAAUCCUAUUCAAUGAUUUAUGCUUGGCUAAUAGCAGGGGCGGACUGGGAAAGAAUUUUCAACCAGUCCAAAGUUACUGUCAGAAAGGAGGGCUGGGGGGGUUGUGCGGCAGGCCAGAGUCACGGUGGCAGGCCACAUCCGAUGCGAUCUAGAAAGUGCUCCCUAUGGCCAGUCCGCCCCUGGCUAAUAGUGCCCCCAGCAGACCCGGAGAUUGGCUUUAUAGGGAACUGAGGCAAUAAUGUAUUGUACAGUUCAUGAGCUAAUCGCAAAACUUAGGGGGGGCUGAAUAGAAAUAUAAGGGGGCUACGUGACGCUCAUGCUGUUUCAUAAUUGUACCUGAAUGUUUCAGCGAGACAUCAUUCAGUUGACUUGUCGUUGUCUUCGAAAAACUCUAACGAAAUGCUCACCGCUGCUGCGGUAGUCAGGUGCAUGGAAUGGCGCAAUUUAAACAAAAUGCACCAAUUGCAACAAAUUAAGGUGCAAGUUAAUAACACAUUUGGUAUAUAGUUUAAUAAUAACAUGUAAUUAGGGAAGUCUAAUCAGCAAAACAAGUGAGUCUACUGAGGGUAUAUGCAAUUAUGGAUCCUCAGAAGUCGUAAUACCCAAACAGCUCGUGGAAUAAAGUAGGCAUAAGGAGUAUACAUGCGUAUAGCCCCAACUACACCACUGCCGUCAACAUAAUUUGGACUCUAAUUUGAGUAUCAUUCACUUGCAUCAGAUGAAAAAAAAAAUCAUGUUUUUCUGCAAAAGCUUAAUUUCAGCUAAAGAAAGUAAAUCACGCACCUUAGAAGGGUGAGUAAUUCAGGAUAUUUCACUUAUUUUGGGAUGACAUUUUGUGAAGGGACCAACUUAAUUGGCACGAAAGGGAAAACAGUACAUACCCAUAAUGCAGUGCAGUGCUUGUUCUGCACAAAAUAAUGAGAAAAAUUGCAGUGUGUUUAACCACAUGCUGCAUACGCUUUCAUUAAAUAGUGCCUUACCACAUCUGUUUGUGGCAUCCGUGGGUAAACAUUACACGUGUGUAUUAUGCACUCUUUUAAUAGAGAUUUUGAUUACUGUGGUACUGAUAUGACGGUAGAUGAACACUUUGAAACUAGAAACUUUAUUUCCAUCUAUUAGAAAGGAUGGGAGAUGCUCAAGUUUCUGUAGUGUGCGCUUAACAUUUAGUCUUCUCUUUUUUGGAGAAAAGCAUCUGUGAUUUUAGAUGUUUCCUACCUCGUUCCGACAGACUUGUUUACAGAUGUUUAUUUCACUUUAGGUGUCAGACAAGGUUUUAUUAGUUAUUGCUUCUAUAACAUUCUGAUUCUACAGCACUGUCAAACUGCUUUAAGAACAAGCUGUGAACUUUAAUAAAGGAAUUUAUAUGCUGUGUUAAAA